UUUUAAUAUUCCGUACUAAUACGGGAAGCGGGGUCAGAUCACCACUCUUUCAGAGUCCCUUCAUUAGCCCUUUUUUCCUAGCUCUCUCUCCGUUCAUCUCCUCGCUAUCUUAGGUUCUUAUCUCCGGUCAACUUUAUCUUGGUGUUUCAAGAUUUAGUAAAGUAUCUUGUUUGCAGAGAUUUUUGGGUUCUGCUCUUCCAAUACUGAACCGUGUGCAUGUCUAUAUUGGUAAAGCUAGAACUUUUCUUGCUAUUUUGAUAGUUUUUUCCGAGGUUAUCGGUUUUGAGUGGACCAUAAUAUCGGUUUUCAACUUUUGGGGUGAUUUAGAUGUGCAUAUGAGGAGGAUUUUUUGGUGGAAAAAAUGGGCAUAUCACCGAGUUGGAUUAACUAGACUGCUGGUGGUGAUCUCUAAAGUAGGUUAGUGUGAAGUUCUUAGAAGUCGUUAGUUAUGGAUCGUGGUGUCAGGGAGCUGUCUGGUUUGAUGAAUGGGUUGAGGUAUGAUGAUAUUUACUCUGGUCAGAACAACGUGAAUGGUCUUAGAUUCGGACCAUCUCAGCCCUCCUUGAAUCACGGUAGCCGUAGCCGUAUGAACUUGACCCAAAUGUUUCCUGGUACCAACCCUAUAAAUCCAGAGGGCAAUCCUUCAUCUGCUCAUCGAUCAAGUCCCGGAAGGGAUAGCCCAGAAGAUUUUGAGAUCUUCUCAGAUAUAUCCCUCAACUACAUAAGCAGGAUGCUCAUGGAAGAGGACAUAGAUGAGAAGGUCAGUAACUAUCAGGAGGAGUCAGCCCUUCGAGCUGCAGAGAAACCCUUCUAUGAGAUCCUUGGUCAGAAGUAUCCGCCUUCACCUGAUCGGCCGCCGCUCUAUUCGCAGCACGGUCUGGAGAGCCCUGAUGAGAGCAGCCACAGUAACUAUGGAAACUCCAACAGUGGUAGCAAUAUCAGCGGGGUGACGGAUAAUAGCUGGGCGCAUGAUUUUAGUGAAUACCAGCAAUCACAAGCUUUCCCUGCCUCUUUUGAGCACCCUUACCGGUCUUCAUUGAGCUCCUCUAACAGUGUCGGUAAUGUGGCUGAAGCAGGAUUAGAUCAAGAGUCCCUAAUCAGCACUGGUAGGCUUCCUGAUCUGCUGAUCGAAAGCCUGCCUGCUUGGCAGUUCAGGAGAGGAGUUGAAGAAGCACGCAGGUUCCUUCCGAGCAAUGAUAAGCUGACAAUUGAUUUGGAGGCCAAUGGGGUGUCAUCAUUACCUCAGGAGCCAAAAGCUGCUGGUGGUCUUGUGGGGGUCAAGGCGGAGGAGGAGCCAGAAUAUCCUGUUUAUGGGUCCAGAGGUCGAAAGAAUCUGCACCGCGAAGACUUGGAUCUGGAGGAGGGGAGGAGCAAUAAACAGUCAGCUAUUUACUCUGAGGGCACUAUCCGGUCUGAAAUGUUUGAUUUGGUUUUGCUCUGUCAGGGAGACAAGUGUUCGCAGAAGAUGUCUGAUCUACGGGAGGCAAUGCAGAAUGAAGCAAACAGAAACACACAGAAUGAGCAUGCUAAAGGAUCGAGUGGUGGGAAGGCGCGAGGGAAGAAGCAAACCAAGAGAGAGGUGGUGGAUCUUAGAACUUUGCUCAUACAUUGUGCUCAAGCGGUGGCGGCUGAUGACCGUCGGACUGCCGGCGAACUACUAAAGCAGAUCAGACAGCACUCUUCGCCAACUGGAGAUGGAACUCAGAGAUUGGCAUGCUGCUUUGCUGAUGGACUUGAGGCCCGCUUGGCUGGCACGGGCAGACAGAUCUAUCACACCCUUGUGGCAAAGAGGACGACGGCCACCGAUAUAUUGAAAGCAUACCAUCUCUAUCUGGCAGCAUGCCCUUUCAAGAAGGUUUCACACUUCUUUGCCAACCACACCAUCCUCAAGGUUGCAGAGAAGGCAUCAAGGGUGCAUAUCAUAGAUUUUGGCAUUUAUUUCGGCUUCCAGUGGCCAUGCCUCAUCCAACGUCUUGCUGGCAGGGCUGAAGGGCCUCCAAAGCUUCGGAUUACGGGCAUUGAUGUACCCCAGCCCGGUUUCCGUCCGACGGAGCGGAUAGAAGAGACGGGGCGUCGGCUAGCAGAUUACGCCAAAAGUUUCCAAGUUCCUUUCGAGUAUCAAGGCAUUGCAUCGAAAUGGGAGACCAUUCGUGUGGAGGAUCUCAAAAUCGACAAAGAUGAGGUGGUUAUCGUCAACUGCUUGUACCGCUUCAGGAAUCUCGUGGAUGAGACCGUCAUUGUAGACAGCCCGAGGAAUAAAGUUCUCAACACUAUAAGGAAGAUGAACCCUGAUAUCUUCAUCCAUGGAGUUGUGAAUGGAUCGUACAGCGCUCCCUUCUUCGUGACACGCUUCCGGGAGGCCCUGUUUCACUACUCUGCAUUGUUUGACAUGCUUGAAACUAAUGUGCCACGGGAGGAUGAGCAGAGGUUGCUGAUUGAAAGGGAUCUUUUUGGACGGGAUGCUCUUAACGUGAUAGCAUGCGAGGGCUCGGAAAGGGUAGAGAGACCCGAGACUUACAAGCAGUGGCAGGUGAGGAAUCUCAGGGCUGGGUUCACGCAGCUUCCUCUGGACCCGGAUAUCAUGAAGAAAGCCAAGGACAAAGUGAAAACCCGUUAUCACAAGGACUUCGUUAUAGAUGAAGACAGUCGGUGGCUGCUGCAGGGCUGGAAGGGGAGAAUCAUCUAUACACUGUCCACAUGGAAGCCUUACGAAACCUAGUCUAUUUCCCCGUAUGUUCCGAGGAAAAAAAAAAGCCUCGCUUUCUCCUACCUUUGGACCUUGAUUUGUCUCUACCGGUGAUCAGCCACAUUACUUAAUUCAAGACGUCUUGGACCUGAUUAUUUCAAAGGCAGGCGUACAUGGUUCGCUCUUGGUCGGUGGCUAUGGCUGCUGAAGCUCAUUAAACUGUGGACCAGCAAGGGUGACCAAGGUCCUGUGAAGGACGGAAAGUAGGAGCUGGAGGGAAAUUAGAGAGCAAACAGCAAAUGAAAAUGUAAUCAGUCUAGGAUAUGCUUAUCCUGUAGUAGGUUGGGUUUGCAAGAAAUUAUGUUAAAAUCUUGGACAAAUUAUGGUAGAAACAUAAGUGCCCAAGGAUCGCUGUUUCUUUUUUAUCGGGCUUUUGUCAGCGGCUAAUCCUCUAUCGAGUACUUUAUAUGCCUCUUUUGCUUUUCUACUUUUCUAGCUUGUGUAACCUCAUUUGAGUCAUGUGUGCACAUGUAUGCCAGCCUGUCUAUAUCAGCUACUACUGUUGAUGUGUAAGUUCCACCAUUCUGCAUUAUUCUUUUAUGGAU
Elaeis guineensis (African oil palm) is the source of this 3291-nucleotide messenger RNA. The record is from RefSeq and is a predicted model, not a curated record. Lineage: Eukaryota; Viridiplantae; Streptophyta; Magnoliopsida; Arecales; Arecaceae.